GGAGGCGGCGGCGAGGGAGCGGUCGGCACUGGGGCAGCGACCGUCCGUGCCCGCCGCGCCUUCUCCCGCCGAGAAAGGACGUGUUUCUGACGGCUUCCCAGCUCUGGCGUGUGCAGGAGGCUCCGAAGGGUGGCAGCCUCAUUUAUUUCUCCGGCAAACAGAAGAAUGCACUCAGUCACACUUCUCAGCAGCUCUGCAGCCUGUGGAGCGUGUGGGCAGUCUCUGUAUGCAGCAUCCUGGAAAAUGUGCGUUCUCUUGAAGUGAUCUGCUGAAAAGCACGUACUUGUACAGUUGUUCCAGCCUCCCUUGUUGCAUUGCUCUCAAAGGCUGAAAUGCCUGGUCUCUAAUACUCCCUGGGGUCUCCAUUUCAUCUGCCAAAGAAACGCUACCUGCUGCAGUUACCCAUUGAAACCCCGAAGAGCAAGGAGACUGAAGAUGGCCCUGUCUGCUUUUUAUGCAGUUUGGGGCUUGUUGCUAGAAGUGGCAAUAGCAUUUGGCCCGGUACCGAGGAUCACUUGGGAACACAAAGAGGUCCAGCUAAUACAUUUUAAUGAAUCAAAAGUGUCAAACUAUUCAACCUUGCUGUUAAGUGAAGACAAAAACGUUCUCUAUGUAGGAGCCAGGGAAGUAAUCUUUGCCUUAAAUGCAGUGAAUAUUGCUGAGAAGCAGCACGAGUUACACUGGAAGGUCACAGAAGAUAAAAGGACUAAAUGUGCAGUCAAGGGCAAAUCAGAACAGACAGAAUGUCGUAAUUACGUGCGCGUCUUGCAACAGCUGAAUGAUACUUUCCUCUACGUGUGUGGAACUAAUGCAUUUCAGCCAACGUGUGAUUACCUGAAUUUAAUUUCAUUUGAACUUGGAGGUAAAAAUGAAGAUGGUAAGGGCAGAUGUCCAUUUGAUCCUGCUCAAAGCUACACAUCCGUUAUGGUUGAUGAGGAGCUUUAUUCUGGGACUUCCUACAAUUUUUUGGGAAGUGAACCUAUUAUUUCACGGCACUCUCAUCAGAGCCCUCUGCGAACAGAGUAUGCAAUACCCUGGCUUAAUGAGCCCAACUUUGUUUUUGCUGAUGUGAUAAGAGCAGAUCCAAACAGCACAGAUGGAGAAGACGACAAGAUAUACUUCUUUUUCACUGAGGUGUCUGUGGAGUAUGAAUUUGUUGGAAAAUUGAUGAUUCCAAGAAUAGCUAGAGUAUGCAAGAGGGACCAAGGAGGAUUAAGGACCUUGCAGAAAAAAUGGACUUCAUUUCUCAAGGCCAGACUGAUUUGUACCAUCCCUGAUAAGAAUUUAAUUUUCAAUGUUAUCAAUGAUGUUUUUAUUCUCAAAUCUCCGACUUUGAAGGAACCAGUGAUAUACGGAGUCUUCACCCCACAACUGAAUAAUGUGGGACUCUCAGCAGUGUGUGCAUACAAUCUGUCUACUGUAGAAGAGGUUUUCUCAAAAGGAAAAUACAUGCAGAGUGCUACAGUGGAACAGUCUCAUACAAAGUGGGUGCGAUACAAUGGGGAAAUUCCUAAUCCUCGACCUGGUGCGUGUAUAAACAAUGAAGCCAGAGCAUCCAACUACAUGAGUUCUCUGAAUUUACCAGACAAAACAUUGCAGUUUGUUAAAGAUCAUCCUCUAAUGGAUGACUCGGUGACCCCAAUGGGAGACAGACCUCGGCUAGUAAAGCGAGAUGUGAAGUAUACACAGAUUGUAGUUGACAGAGUCAGAGCACUCAAUGGCACCAUCUAUGAUGUUAUGUUCAUUGGUACAGAUCGAGGAGCCCUGCACAAAUCUAUCAGCUAUGAAAAUGGAAUGCAUAUUAUUGAAGAAACACAGCUUUUCCCAAAUUUUGAACCAGUCCAAACUCUCUUGCUUUCAUCCAAAACAGGCAGAAGGUACCUCUUUGCUGGUUCAAAUUCUGGUGUGGUGCAGUCUCCAGUGGCAUUCUGUGACAAGUAUACCACUUGUGUUGACUGUGUUUUAGCAAGGGAUCCUUACUGUGCUUGGAAACCUCUUGAAGCUUCCUGCAUUGAUAUUUUUAAAGAAGGUGAAAUGGAAAGGAACUGGAUUCAAAACAUAGGUGGAGAUGCAUCUUCUUGUUCUGCCUCAUCUCCUAUACCUUUCCCUCCUACUGGUACCUCCUUUUUGUCCUGUGUGGGAAGUGAUUCACCUCCUUCACCCACCAGUACCCAGCCUGAUGUUUGGUCUAGCAAAGACCCCAUAAAGGUCAUGUUGUUGCCACCUUUCCUAAGUGACCAGGCACAGCAUGUUAGUGUCCGGGAACCCUUCCACCUCUUCUGCCAAGCCACAGGUCCAGAUAACUCCUACUUUGUCUGGAGGAAGAACGGACAAAAGAUGAAGGCAUGCAUCACAGAGCAAUCUCACACGCUGCUUGAUGGCAGAGUGCAUGUUCUCAGCUGGGUGAAAGAUUCACUGUCAGAAAACACAGAAUACAGAUGUUCAUUCAUCUCAAAAGUUGGGAACACAACAUCUGAAGUGCUCAUCACAGUGGAAGAUAAAGAUAAUGCUGGUCAGGAUGCAUGGACCAAAGAAUUUGAUAGCUGGAGAAGUGCCAUCAGUGAACAUGACAAAAUGAUGCAAAACUGGAGGAAAACAUGGGAGACCUGCAACAAGAGAAACGGCCUCUAAGAAGGAGAUAUGUAUGCAAGUUAGGAGUAACUGUUAAUAUUACAGCAUUUGGAGAUGUCUUUGCAAGCAUUAGUGCUGAUAUUAAAACUGAUAUUCAGGAGAACCUCAAGCAUGAAGUAGAAGGGGAUAUUCUUACUGCACCAAAGAAUAACUAAGCUGAGUUACAUGGUACAAGAGAGGCCACCCAUCCCAUGCUGCAACUAUUUCUGGUUUUCUGAUGUCAGCUAUCUCAGCUUAAUAAAGGAAAAAAGUAGUCUCAGCAAGACUUGUGCUGUUCAAAGAACAUGAUGUUUUCUGUUUUGAGUUUAUUAAGCCAACCAGAUAAUUUUGGACUUGAGGAUCUUGGCAUCACAUUUAUUUAAAGGCAUUUCAACUUGUACACUUGCUUUUACUAUGUUUACCCUUAUGUUGCCAGUGUUUUGAAGAGCAUUCCUUUCUAGUGUCAGCAAGCUCAUUUGUUGAAACAUACUUCCUUUGGUAAUUGUGCUGGGUUUGAGUUAAUUUUCUUCACAGUGGCUGGUAUGAAUUUGUGCUGAACACAGGGUUGAUAAUGGAGAGAUGUUUUCGUUAUUGCUGAGCAGGGCUCACACAGAGCCAAGGCCUUUUCUGCUUUUUGCACUGCCACAAUGGCAAGAAAUUAGGGGGUGCAUGGGAGGUUGGGAGGAGACACAGCCAGGACAGGUGACCCCACCUGACCCAAGGGAUAAUCCAGACCACAUGGCAUCAUGCACAGGAUAUAAAGGCGGGGUAUAUGUAUGGAGUGAUGUAAUUUGUUUUCCCAAGAAACCAUUGCGUGUGAUGGGGCCCUGCACUCCUGGAGAUGGCUGAACACCUGCCUGCCCAUGGGAAGCACUGAAUUAACGGUUUUGCUUUGCUUCUGUGCAUUGCUUUUGCUUUACCUAUUCAACUGUCAUCUCAACCCACGGGUUUUCUGGCUUUUAGCCUACCAGUCUGCUCCCACUGUGAGAGGCUGGGUGGCACUUGGUUGCUGGCUGGGCUUAAACCAUGACAGUAAUAAAGUUUCUAUACCAAAUAAAGGAGUUCUAACUAAUGCUUAAAGUAUGCAAGAAGACUCUUUAAUUUUUGCAAGAUCUUCUAUAUUUGAGAAAAUGCAGCUUAAAAAUUCUAUGUGGAAUGAAUUCAAAGACCAUUCCUUAUGAUGAUCAAGGGCAGACUGAAAAUGUGAGGACCUACACUAUCCACAGUAAAAGUGUUCUACUGCAUUACUGCUCAGAGUUUUGUCUUUCUGCAUCUAAGAAACAUAAGUCUGAGGUAUAAAUUAAAUUUUCUCUAUUAUCUGCUCAAUGGAUUUCAACAAUUUGGAAGCAAGUAAGAUGCUCCAUAAAAUAAUCAAUCAGCCCAGGCAGAGAUCUGCUUUGAGCAGUAUCAGAAAGCUUCAUUCUCAUCCCUAAGUUCUCUCCCAACUGCUAAGAUGUAAAUUAGUGUUUCCCACAUUAAAGAAAGCAGUCUCUCCAUGCUAAGACUUGAAUGAUCCUUUUUUUUUCAGUAUCAGACCACCUUGUCACACACGCAGGGUCAAAAUUAACUUUUUCCCUACUAUUCUUAACCAUUUUCUCAGUUUUUCAUACAGGCAUUUUAUUAAUGCUGAUGCAGACUUCUGACACCACCAGAGGUAUUUUUUUCACAUUUGUUCUCAUCUUUUUGUUCUCAAGACAACUGUAAAUAGACUUUCCUUGAAUUGUCUGUCCUCCAUUUGUUAACUAAUUUGGAGCACACUUAGGUUUAGUUCUGUGGAGAUGAGUGGGAUUAUAAAGACAGGGGUCCAGGGGUCAGGGUUAGCAUAGCUAAGCUUUGCUAUGUUUCUGCAGGAAAUUACUGUGAGUAAUAAAAAGUUGCCAAAUUUUUGCUUUAGUUCAGUUUUCUGUGGGGGGGGGUGGGGGAAGGAGAAAAAGAAAAAUCUGUCUGUACCAGCCUUGGUAACCAUGGCUGGGACACCUUACAGUAAUUUUUUUUUUUUUUAAUACUCUCUAAGAACUGGAAAUAAGUUCCUAAGAUUGUGAAUAAUGUUUCUGAAGUUUUAUGCUUUUCUACAGUAAGACAAAAUAGAAAACAUGGUCAAAACCAAACUUCCUUACCAACCGGUCCUCAUUCUGUGCAAUGACUGGGUUUAGCAGUUCCAGAAUUUUAUAUCCAAAUUAAUUUAAUUUUGUAUCCAAAUGGCACAGGUGCAAAUGAAUAAAUCACAGCUUACCUUUGCAUCAAGGAUCUAUGCUGGCCAGAAGCAUGUUUUGUUACUGGGACCUUUCACCCCCAAUUUCCAUUUAAUAAUAUUAGAAGGACCUAAUCCAAAAAAGAUCAUCAUCAUAACUAGUGCAUUUCAGCAUAAGGCUGGCUCCCCUUAUCAAUGGUCUUUCCCAAAAGUGACAUUUCAAGUAUCACUAAAUUCCCACAAGACAAGCUUACUUAAGCCACAAGAAUUCUUUAUAGAAUCAAUAUAUUGUAUCAGAUUUUAUACAAUCUAUAUUCUACAAAAUUGUUUUAAUUUCAAAAUUAGAGUUUUUUAUAUCACUUCUAUCAUCACAAGGCAGGGACUUUCCAAAGUAUUGCACUACAAAUGUUCAGUAUGGUGAAGCACUUGCAGACACACCUCAGAGAUGCUGAGCAGCACAUGGUCUCUGUAUCACCUUUCAGAAAAGCUGACACAAGUUUUAUGUGCAUCCCACCAAUUACUUUCUUUAGGCUUGUCCUCAAAAAAGAGUG
Messenger RNA from Pseudopodoces humilis (Tibetan ground-tit), 5352 nucleotides. RefSeq names its product semaphorin 4D (gene SEMA4D). Gene Ontology annotation, biological process: positive regulation of cell migration; negative chemotaxis; neural crest cell migration. Gene Ontology annotation, cellular component: plasma membrane. The record is from RefSeq and is a predicted model, not a curated record. Lineage: Eukaryota; Metazoa; Chordata; Aves; Passeriformes; Paridae. Gene Ontology annotation, molecular function: chemorepellent activity; semaphorin receptor binding.